This is a messenger RNA of Neltuma alba, 1671 nucleotides long. Its product is annotated as putative disease resistance protein At4g10780. NCBI's taxonomy places the organism in Eukaryota, Viridiplantae, Streptophyta, Magnoliopsida, Fabales, Fabaceae. The record is from RefSeq and is a predicted model, not a curated record. Gene Ontology annotation, molecular function: ADP binding. Bases 435 to 971 code for a protein of 178 amino acids. The transcript is spliced from 2 exons.
UCGAAAUAGAAGAGCUGCUGAAUUGCAAUAUGCAUUCGGCGAAGAUAAUCAUGAAAAAGCUGAAAACAGAACCAGACCAGCAUUGACCUUUCAGCGUUGAAAAUAUUCAAGCUCAUUAACUUGACAAAUAUCAUUAGAAUUUGCCCAGAAAAUUAUGAUCCCAAGUUGCCAUUGGAUAAAGCAGUUGUAACGGGAUGUCCACUGUUGAGAGGCAUACCUUUAGAUUCUGAAGUGAGACAAGAAGAUGGUGAUGAGGAUAUGGAGCAGGCUAUGUUGCUUUCAACAUCGAGUGGUGAGCACUGAGAUCCAGUACUCGGGUCAGGACCGCAAAUGAUUUGGUACAAGCAUCAGCACGACAAGAUCGCUAUUUUUAUCGAUUCAUACUUUUGUUACAGAUCUCAGUGUGGAAAAGGACUUGUUAAUAUCAAAAUUAGAUGGCAAUACAGCAGCAUGUGCUAGUUGAAGCAAAAGAUCUCAUAGAAAAAGUGGAGGAGGAGUUGGAAAGCAAAGCAGCAGCAACCAAGAACUGUUGUCAUGUGGUUUUUCCUAAUUGGUUGUCUCGAUAUAAUGUUGGCAAGCAUUUAGAGCGAAUGACAAAAACAGUGAAGCAGUUCAAUGAAAGGUUGACAGAGGCACCAAACCGCGUUCCAUCACAACUCACAAUCAAACGCUGUAACAAUGUUAGUAUCUUUGAAUCUAGAAAGAGUCCGUACUAUGAAAUCCUGGCAGCUUUGGAAGAUGAUGCGGUUGACAUGAUUGGUCUUUAUGGAAUGGGGGGUUCCGGUAAGACAUUCUUGAUCAAAGAAGUGUGUAAUCAAUUGAAAAGAGUGAAAUCUUUUGAUGAGGUGGCCUUUGCCGUGGUGUCCAAUUCUGCAGACAUGAGAAGAAUUCAAGGUCAAAUUGCACACGAUUUAGGCUUCAGACUUGAUUGUGACAUGGAUGAGACUGCAAGAGCGAAAAACUAUCCAUGAGGUUAAAUAAUGGUGACAAAAUUCUCAUAGUCUUGGAUGACAUUUGGGAAAAGCUUGAUCUUGAGGACAUAGGGAUUCCCCUUAGUAGAAAUUGCAAGGUUGUUUUGACUGUCCGGCGCCAAGAAGUCUGUAUCUUGAUGGAGUGUCAAAUAGCGGCCUAUUUACCACUCCUAAGCGAAGAGGAAUCUUGGAUUUUAUUUGAAAGCAAUGCGGGCUUGAUAAUAGAUAUACACUAAAAAAUUUGGCGCUGCUGAUUUUAACAGAAUGUCAAGGAUUACCUCUUUCAAUUAUUGCUUUGGCUAGAGCUUUGAAAGACAAACCAAGCAUGUUUGGAGGAAGCAUUUAUGACAUUGGGAAAUCAUGACGCAUAAAAUAUAUCAGGUGACGUGGCAAAUAUUUUUAAAAGUCUGAUAUUAAGUAUCGAUCACUUGCGUGGUGAUGAAACAAGAUCACUUUUCUUUUUAUGUGCUCUCUUUCCGGAAGAUUCAACGAUUGCUCGGGAAAUUUUGAUCAGAUUUGCAUUUGGAUUGGGCAUAUUGAAGGAUGUUGACUCAUAUGAAAGAGCUAGAGCGAAGUGGGCGCCGUCAUUGAUAAACUCAUCGACUCUAAUUUGGUACUACAGGAAGACGAAAAAAGACAAUACAUACGGAUCCACGACUGGUGCGUGAUACAGCCCUUGUUUAGCAAGGAAAGUCAGUGA